UGGAGUCACACUGCUGCCAGAAAAGAGAAGUGAAAGACAAUCGCCGUGCUGCCAUCCGAAGCUGGUAGGAGCAGCCGCAGAGACGGCGAACGCACAGACCGCGCCCACCGCCAGAAACCCCACAAAACAGCAAUCUACCCCCGAAGACUCCAAACCUAUUGGGUUGGGAAAACCAAGGAGGAUCUGACUAGAGAAUAGGACACACCUACACGAAACUAAGAAACGACUAAGCGCAAUAGGCUAAGGUCUGGAGAAUGCGGGGAGCGCCACAACUCAAACCACGCGUUAGGUGCUUUUCAAAAACCCGGGACCUAAACAAACCUGCAUGGCCCCGCCCAGAGUCCGUCACGUGAGGCCGCGGCGGCGGCGGUUCCGGCGGAGCGGGUGGGGCGGCUGCGACUCCUUCCUGUGGUGCGGCGGUAGACCCCCGGGCGGGCCUAUUCGGAACCCACAGCGGGUCCGCUCCAUUUGAGUUCCGGCGGAGCGGAGGCCGCCUGGCCGUAGCCAUGGCAGCGGGCUCAGAGGCGAGCUCUCCCCUUAGCCUGGAAGCUAGAGCUGCGGGGGACCAAGGUGAACAUGUCAAACCUUUUACCCCAGAGAAAGCAAAAGAAAUUAUAAUGUCUCUACAACAGCCCGCAAUCUUCUGUAACAUGGUUUUUGAUUGGCCGGCUCGACACUGGACUGCUAAAUACCUUUCUGAGGUCCUUCAUGGCAAGCAGAUAAGAUUCAGAAUGGGAAUGAAAACCAUAGACACAGUUCCCCAGUUUGAAACUGUUUGUAGUUUUGUGGAAGCUACACUUGAAGAAUUUCUGACCUGGAACUGUGACCAGUCUUGUGUUUUGGGACCAUUUAAAGAUUAUGAUCAUUCUAAAUUCUGGGCUUAUGCUGACUACAAAUAUUUGAUUAGUCUAUUUGAUGACAAGACAGAUGUUUUCCAGGACGUGAUAUGGUCUGAUUUUGGGUUUCCUGGAAGAAAUGGACAGGAAAGUACAUUGUGGAUCGGCUCCCUAGGAGCCCAUACUCCCUGUCAUCUGGACUCCUAUGGUUGCAACUUAGUAUUCCAGGUACAAGGAAGGAAAAGAUGGCAUCUCUUUCCUCCUGAAGAUACGCCUUUCCUUUAUCCAACUAGAAUUCCUUAUGAAGAAUCUAGUGUGUUCAGUAAAAUCAAUGUUGUCAAUCCUGAUUUAAAGCGUUUUCCUCAGUUCCAGAAAGCUCAAAGACAUAUGGUCACACUGAGCCCAGGACAGGUUCUGUUUGUUCCCAGACACUGGUGGCAUUACGUAGAAUCCAUUGAUCCUGUCACUGUCAGUAUAAACUCAUGGAUUGAACUGGAAGAGGACCAUCUAGCCCGGGUGGAAGAGGCCAUCACCCGCACACUCGUGUGCGCGCUGAAAACUGCAGAGGACCCGCAUGAUACCAGAGCUUGGUUAAACCCCACCGAGGUUGAGGAAACAUCCCACGAAGUCAAUUGUCACUACUUAAAUGGAGCUGUAGCUGCCUUUUUUGAUCAUUACAAAACAUCAAAGUUAGAAGAAAUUCAAGAACUGAUAACAAAUAAGGAGAAAAUGAAAAAGGAAGAUUUAAACAUGUGCAACCACCUGGAGGUGGAAGGAGCUUGUGGCCAGAGCAUAACUAUUGCAGCCAGAAAGCAGCAGGCAGCAAGUCUCUUUGGCCCUGAUCUGGUCCCUGUAUCGCUGAGUCCCAGAGAAACACCUUCAGAAGGAGGAGGCAUAUUUGAAAGCAAUAGCAAAGACUUUGUUGACAAAGAUGGACAACACUUUGCAAGACCGUAUUGUGCAGACAGGCAGCGGAUGAUGAGUAACAGUGAAAGUGCAGGGGUGGAACAAAUUGCUUCAAGAAGUGCCCCAGCCCCUUCUCAAACAUGUGUUUCUACAGAUGACUUGCUGGACUGCCUGGUGAAUCCACAAGUGACCAGAAUGGUGGCACAACUUUUGUUACAAGGGAAAAGCUUGUGAUCCUAAUAGAUGAUUUUUUUAAAUGCUAUUUUAAAGAUAUUUUUAAAUGCUAUGAUUUUAAAAUUUUAAAAAUGCAACAGCAAAAUUGUAACAUUUAUAAAUGUAAAUUGCACAUUUGUAAAUGUACUUAUUCUUACCAAUUAAAUUCAGUUCUUUCUUUCAUGCA
Molecule: messenger RNA, 2142 nt
Organism: Sciurus carolinensis (gray squirrel)
Lineage: Eukaryota; Metazoa; Chordata; Mammalia; Rodentia; Sciuridae
Gene: Hspbap1
Product: HSPB1 associated protein 1
Exons: 8
Coding region: 507-1976 (489 amino acids)
Molecular function (GO): 2-oxoglutarate-dependent dioxygenase activity
Source: RefSeq, a predicted model, not a curated record